Arachis stenosperma is the source of this 1399-nucleotide messenger RNA. Its product is annotated as sulfite exporter TauE/SafE family protein 3-like. Gene Ontology annotation, biological process: protein ubiquitination. Gene Ontology annotation, cellular component: membrane; Cul4A-RING E3 ubiquitin ligase complex. Bases 12 to 1346 code for a protein of 444 amino acids. The transcript has 11 exons. The record is from RefSeq and is a predicted model, not a curated record. Lineage: Eukaryota; Viridiplantae; Streptophyta; Magnoliopsida; Fabales; Fabaceae.
AUAGAAUUUUCAUGAAGCUGGAAGGGUCAAGAUUCAAUGAUACAAAGGAUUAUGGUUAUGAACAGAAUUUAGUUACCAAUAUUGUAGAGUUCUUAUGGCAACCGGGAGAAUCAGGUUAUCAACAUGUCUGGCCGGAUAUGAAACUUGGGUGGCAAAUAGUUGUGGGCACAAUAAUAGGUUUCUGUGGAGCAGCAUUUGGAAGUGUAGGAGGUGUUGGUGGUGGUGGUAUAUACGUUCCUAUGCUUACUCUCAUUAUUGGGUUUGAUCAGAAAUCAUCCACAGCUAUCUCAAAAUGUAUGAUAAUGGGUGCAGCAUUGUCAAGUGUUCACUAUAACCUUAAACUGAGGCAUCCUACAAUGAAUGCUCCUAUGAUUGACUAUGAUUUGGCACUGCUCAUUCAACCAAUGCUCAUGCUUGGCAUAAGCAUUGGAGUGAUUUUUAAUGUUAUAUUUCCUGAAUGGAUAGUCACCAUUUUGCUUCUUGUUCUUUUCUUAGGAACAUCAACAAAAGCAUUCCUUAAGGGUGUUGAAACAUGGAAAAAGGAAACAAUAAUGAAAAAGGAAGCUAUAAGGAGACUAGAGUCAAACGGCGCUGCGUCUGAAGUAGAAUACAGACCAAUUCCUACUGGCCCUGAUGCCAUUAAACACAUCGAGAAGCAUGAGGUGACUCUUAUUGAAAACGUAUGUUGGAAUGAAUUUGGACUUCUUGUUCUAGUUUGGAUUUUAUUCCUUGCAAUACAAAUUACCAAGAACUACUAUACAACCACUUGUUCAACAUCAUAUUGGGUAUUGGAAGGGUUACAGAUUCCAGUUGCAUUAGGGGUGUGUGUAUAUGAGGCGGUUUCAUUGUAUAAGGGAAGGAGAACACUUUCAUCCAUAGGAGAAAGAGGAACAAAUUUCACUGUGUUUCAACUAAUCACAUAUUGUUUCUUUGGAGUGGUUGCUGGAGUGGUUGGUGGCUUGCUGGGUCUUGGUGGAGGAUUCAUAAUGGGACCACUCUUUCUUGAGUUGGGGGUCCCACCUCAGGUUUCAAGUGCCACUGCCACAUUUGCCAUGACCUUUUCCUCUUCUAUGUCUGUCGUACAGUACUACCUCUUGAAACGGUUUCCGGUUCCUUAUGCUUUAUACUUCACUUUGGUUGCUACAAUUGCAGCCGUUGUAGGACAACAUAUUGUGAGAAGGCUUAUUGACAUAUUUGGAAGAGCCUCUCUCAUCAUCUUUAUAUUAGCAUCUACAAUAUUUAUUAGUGCAGUUACACUAGGUGGAGUCGGCAUCUUAACUAUGAUUGAAAAGUUCAAAAGUCAUGAAUAUAUGGGAUUUGAUAAUCUCUGCAAGUAUGGUAUAUAAUUUUCAAUGGAAGAAGAUUAUUUUCUGAUACGUACUUACAUCAUCCAAUAGGG